AUGGGGCAAAGCACCGCCUGGAAACCGCUCGCGGAGCCAGCUACCGCACGCAGCGACGACGACGCGACAGUGCGAGAUCGCCAAAUACCUCCCGCCGACACUUUGGGAGUUCCGUCACACUACAGUAGGUCUUUGGCUUCCUCACCGAUCAUCGAUGCCGCGCGCCGGUGCCCGCAAGGCCGUCUGGAUCUUUGCCUUGUACCUGGCCCGUCCAGAUCACUGGACUCUUGGGAGAUGCACAAUGGAAUCAUUCCUGUAUCCGCCUACGGAGCCCAAGAGGGAGCUAAAUCACCUAGGGCCGUGACCAGCCGAGUCAGCUAA
Neurospora tetrasperma FGSC 2508 is the source of this 321-nucleotide messenger RNA. RefSeq lists its product as uncharacterized. The coding region runs from base 1 to 321 and encodes 106 amino acids. NCBI's taxonomy places the organism in Eukaryota, Fungi, Ascomycota, Sordariomycetes, Sordariales, Sordariaceae. The transcript has a single exon. The record is from RefSeq and is a predicted model, not a curated record.